AUGAAUGGAUCUACAACCCAAGGUGCCAGCCAACAGAGGAGAGAGGCUGUUGAAUAUUUGAAGCGGGACGACCAGUUCCUUGCCUACCGAACUCAACAAGAAGAGGCCACAAAUCGUAUGGUCCAACAAGCACGCGACAAAGACAGAGCUUUGGCGCAAGGCGUCGAUGUCAACGAAGAAGAAGAGAGCGGGGCCACCACAGCGACCCAAGAAGCAUUCGGGUCCAAAAUCGUCGUUAUCCAUGCCGGCAGCCAAAACCUGAGGAUAGGCCUCGCAAGUGAUGCUCUGCCAAAAACGGUCCCUAUGGUUCUUGCACGGAAGUGGCCUGAGAACGAAGCGGAAGAAGACGGUGGAGAGCCUUUACCAAAGCGCCUCAAGAUCGACGGCGAGAUGCCAGAAGAUCCAGACAUGUGGUUCGGAGAAGACUUUUCUUCGCAAUACAACUCAAUGUCCAAUGAUCUGAAGCAACGCAUGCGAGCCAACAAGCGAAGAGUGUUACCGAACUCAAAAGAACUUGUGGUCAACUACAACAAGAGGACUCCGCCCGAGGUCAUUAGCGAGCACAACGAUCCACAUCGCGUCGAGUGGACGGAAAUAGGCUCUGAAGCACCCGACUACAUCAUGGGUCAAGCUGCGCUGCGCAUCCCGGAAAACUCUGUACCCCGCUACAAGCUCUUCUGGCCAAUUCGCCACGGCUGGUUCAACGAACAAGACUACAAGACGAAGCAAACUCUCUACUCGGACAUCUCGUUGAUCAUCGAGCACGCCAUCGUCUCCGAGCUCGGGCUGAAACAUAAAAAAGACUGGCCUCAGUACGGGUGUGUCUGCGUCAUUCCGGAUCUCUUUGAGCGCAAUUAUGUCACUCAGAUGCUUGACAUUCUUUUGCGAGGUCUUGGCUUUGGACGAGUUUGUUUUCAGCAAGAAAGCCUUUCGGCGACGUUCGGCGCUGGAUACUCGAGUUCCUGCAUUGUUGAUGUAGGGGCGCAGAAGACGUCCAUUUGCUGUGUGGAAGAAGGAAUGUGCAUUGAGGAUUCUCGCGUCAACGUCAAAUACGGCGGUACGGAUGUCACGGAGAGCUUUAUGCGUAUGAUGCUGCAUGACCACUUUCCGUAUUCGGACAUCAACCUGAAGCGGCGGUACGACUGGCUGCUGGCCGAGGAACUGAAGCAGAAGUUCUGUACAAUGAACGAAGCAGACAUUAGCGUGCAGCUCUACGACUUCCAUUUAAGAGCUUUUGAGGAGGACACCAGGAAGUAUUUCUUCAAGUGCUACGACGAGACCAUGCUAGCACCCAUGGGAUACUUCCACCCCACCAUAUUCGAUCACUCAGAGAAACUCAAGGCCCGGCGGAAACUGAUCGAUCGCUCGUACGACCUAUACGAUGGAUCACCAAACGAUCCGCAAUCUGCCGCACAAAGCAGCAUCGUAGAAAGCGCCGCACCGCCACAACCUGCCGCCGCCUACAAUGCGGUUCCCGAAGCCAAGCCUCUGCCGACAAUGGUUGCGCAGACCCCAAGCAAGUCCAAUCCUGUCGGCCUGGCAGGGCGGCUCAAUGAGCAAGAGGGAACACCUCAUUCAUCUGUGGCUGGCUCUCCGGUGCCUGAUGGAGCAAACACGCCACAGCCUCCUCAAGACACACCUGCUGCUGGCACGGCUCCGGGUGAGGGAGGCAGUUUUGGCGCGACUAGCAGCAUAUUCUUCGACCCAACGCUGGAAAAAAUCAAGCAGGCGGAAGAACGCGAUAGGGUGCUUCCCAUGGCAGGACUCGACACAGCAAUCAUGACGUCAAUUCAACAUGGAGCACGCGGAGACGACCGCAAGGCCCGUGACUUCUACGGCGGCAUCAUGGUCAUCGGUGGAGGUAGCAAGGUCACCGGCUUCAUGCCCUUCCUGGAGGACCGACUCCGGUCACUGUUGCCUGGCCUUGGCAAGGACAUCCUUAUCGGUGCGCCGCCCAGAGAUUUGGAUCCCCAGGUCCUGGUGUGGAAGGGAGGCAGCGUAUUCGGCAAGCUGAGCAGCAGCGGGAACGACAGCUGGAUAUCGCAGAAGGAAGCGCACGGACUCGUGUCGCAACGCAACGACGCGCCUCACCUCGCCGACUUCUGUAGCACCCCCAUUAUUCCCCCUCAACCGACACGUCCUCCUCUCCAGCCGCACACCAUGUCGGGCGGGCGCGUCUACCACCAGGAUUACAUCGCGAGGAUACGAUACUCGAAUGCCCUUCCUCCGCCCCCCAAUCCUCCGAAGCUCCUUGAGAUACCGAACACUGGCCUAGCUAGCGGCCAGUACACCUCGGCCGGAUUCGCGUCGCGCUUGGCCAGAGAACAGCCGCUCAAUGUCGAGGCCGACGCUGAGCUUGGGAUGCCCAUAGACCUCGUUGGUUUGCCUGGCGUCUUCGAGGGCGAUGACUCUGUCCUUCUCGCAUCGGACGAGCCCGUGUCGAUUCACCCUCAUGACCGAGCCCUCCUCAGACCUCUGUCCACCCUGGGCAAGCCCUCAUCCCUUGCCGGCGGUGUCAGCUUCCUGCGGCGAACCGAGUACAUGACGGCGGCCGGCGGCGGCGGACACAGCGGGCUGCGGGAUCCGGGCAAGCGCUUGGCGCCGAAGCGCAGGAAGCAGACGGACGCGGAGAAGAACGAGCCCAUCAACAUCCUGCGCUCCAUCCUGAAAGGGUUCGACAUUGCGUACCCGCAGGACGCGUACAAAGGGCCGGACACGGUGCAGAACCUGCGUGGCGAGGAGAUCACGGCCGAGGAGCGGCGGGCAUGGGACCACCCCAAGCACCCGCUCAACCCGACCGCCAAGCUCGUCGACUCGUACCCCGUCCUACCCGACCUCGAGGCCAUAACCGAGACGGGCGGCUACAUCGUGGCCAAGUUCCAGACCAACCCGAUCGCGAACCAGGGCGCCAGCUACGACGAGCGUGUCGACGCCAGCCUGCUGCGCGUGCUGGAGCCGACGGCGGAGCAGGAGGAGGCGUACCGCGCGCGGCUAGCGGAGCACGAGGAGACGGGCGCCAAGGGCCCGCCCCCGCAGCCGCACUACGACUACGAGUUCUUCCUGCCGGCGUCGGCCGACGCGGCGCGCGGGCUGAAGCGCAAGUUCAGCACCACGGACCCGGACCGCGACGACGAGGCGCUGUACGACGCGGACAAGGCCGAGGCGUCGGGCCGCCGCUGCUUCCGCUUCGACCGCAUCCGCUGCUACGAGACGUACCAGCAGACGGGCAACCCGCUCGAGCCCUACGACGAGACGCUCGCGCUGGCGCUGCACGACCCGGAGCCGGAGGGCGCCGGCAGGCUGCAGAAGGGCGCGUAUUAUUACCCCAUCGUGCAGCGGACCUUCAUCCGGCCGAAGCGGAAGGCGCAGAGGGCGGGCAUGCCCGAGGAGGAGGAGAACCGCGUGGAUGUGUUGGAGAUUGAGGUGCGCGAUCCGGACGAGAGGGAGGUGGCGGAUCGGCAGGGCUUCAGGGAGAAGUUGGAGGGUGAGGGCGAGUUGGCGGAAACGUGA
Messenger RNA from Diplodia corticola, 3510 nucleotides. RefSeq names its product chromatin remodeling complex subunit. Gene Ontology annotation, cellular component: Cdc73/Paf1 complex. The transcript has 5 exons. NCBI's taxonomy places the organism in Eukaryota, Fungi, Ascomycota, Dothideomycetes, Botryosphaeriales, Botryosphaeriaceae. Gene Ontology annotation, biological process: transcription elongation by RNA polymerase II. The coding region runs from base 1 to 3510 and encodes 1169 amino acids. The record is from RefSeq and is a predicted model, not a curated record. Gene Ontology annotation, molecular function: RNA polymerase II complex binding; chromatin binding.